This is a messenger RNA of Symbiodinium sp. CCMP2456, 2007 nucleotides long. The record is from the annotation of a GenBank genome assembly. Lineage: Eukaryota; Dinophyceae; Suessiales; Symbiodiniaceae.
AUGGAAGAGCGAGAGAGAGGGCUGUGUGAAAGAGAGAAAAGCAAUACUUCAAGACUAGGGGGCUCCAAUGAAACGCCUAAACCCGCCACUGCCGUCUUCAGCAAAGGCCCGUCCGCCAUGCGUGGCAGAUGCACUGCAUUCACCAUGCCCAGUCGCCUGCAGUUGCCUACAACACACUUCAAACGAAUCAUGGAGUCUGCAGCAUCGACUAUCCUCGGCCACGGCUCAUUGCCUACAUUUCGGCUUGAAGCUUCACUCGUUGCAUCUCCAGUGCCCUUGGUGAAGGCCCCUGCAAUGUCGGAGCGCAAACUCGGAGUGGGCAUCCUCGGGGCAGCGAGGAAUGUGCCUUUCUCGGUGCUACAACCGUUGAGACAAAAUCCAGAUUUGGCCGCCAGGCUUUUGCAUUGCUUUCGGUCCUUUCGAGUCACUAUUUCGCCGAUAGCGAUGCGAUGCAUAUGGGUUGUGAAGGUGCUGGCGAUUGUUCUUCUCGUCCCGCUGCUCGCAAACUUGGUGACCGUGUUGAUAGCUCUAGCAAAUGGAUCAACGAGUUGGACGCUCCUGGUCGUCCACACAGUCCUGGUAUUGGUAAUGACUCUGACGGCUGUGAUCAGAUGCUUGUUCCUGCGAGACGUUCGUCCUCACAGGCAAGGCGAGGUUCCCGUGACCGUGGCAGCUGGAGACCGUCCUGUCACGGCCACACGCUCAUUGAAGAAGGACCAGCAGUCGGUCUCAGCCAUUUCUCCCCCUCCCCACAUGGUGUCAUGUCGCAAUGCUGCUAAAUCCGGCAUGCAAGUCAAAGUGGCACUUUCGACUCUCCCUGAGGACUCUGGUUGCGUCAUGGCCACGUGCGAGUUUGGAAUGCUCCUGUCUGCAAGCCUCGUCUUCCGCAACGUCGCUUUGGGCCAGGGCCAAAACGACAAGGGCAUCAUGGACUGCGGGGCCGCGGUGUCUCACCAGAUCAAAGUGGACGCUGCAGCACAACAGACUUGCCUUUGUUGCUUGGAAGACUUCACCAGCAACAGCAAGGUCGCCUUGCUGCUGUGUGGCCAUGUCUUUCACGAGGAUUGGGGCAUUGCCAAGGCCUACGCUAGCUUCGAGGAGCUGCUGUCUGAUCCUACAGUGGACGCCGUAUACAACGUCCUACCAGCAGCUCAUCGGUGUCACUGGACGGUCAAAGCCAUUCAAGCAGGGAAGCAUGUGCUUUGUGAGACUCCGUCAGUACUAAAUGGCCGUGAGGCCGUCAUCGUGCAGAGGGCUGCAGAGGACGGAGGCCGCGUCCUUUUGGAGGGCACGCAUCCUACGAGCCACCCUGUGACCAAGCGAGUUCGGCAGAUGAUCCUGGAGGGGAAGAUAGGGACUCUGGAGUACAUCGACCUGGACAUGCCAGUGGGUCACUCACUCCAAGGCAAGGUUGUUUGCUCCAAGACCGGCGCGCUGAUGGGCGUCGGUGUCCACGGAGUGGCCAUCGUGCGUGCUCUGAGUGGAGACGAGCCAAUGGUGAUCAGUGCGACGGCGCAGCAGUCGCCCGACGACCCGGGGGUCGACGCAGCCAUGAGUUGCAACCUUCGCUUCCAAAGCGGCGCGGGUGCUCACAUCGGAUGUUCCAUUCUUCCCCAGAUGGCCAAGUCGCCGACGAAGUUCACGAUUUCGGGCACUGAUGGCAUCAUCCGUGUACGGGAAUGGUUCACCGGCCAGGGGAAAAGCUCCAACGAGAUUGCGCUAGAGCAGUUUGCAGAGAGUGGCGAAACGUAUGUGGAGAGGGUGGACAACGCUGUGAACCGCGAUACCUUCUACUACCAGCUCAUGUCCUUCGUAGACGAAGUGGUUCACCAAGAGCGUGGACAGAACAUGGGCAUGCCAUGGGCCUACUUGAACAAGGGCCCGGCGGACACCGUGCGGAACGUUGCCUUGCUAGACGACAUCUACCGGAAGGCAGGGAUGAAGCCGCGUGGGUCGGAGACACUGCCGCCUGAGCCGUACAACCGGAUUGGCCUUGCAAAGCUGUGA